Cryptotermes secundus is the source of this 1434-nucleotide messenger RNA. RefSeq names its product RNA exonuclease 4. Bases 69 to 1082 code for a protein of 337 amino acids. Gene Ontology annotation, biological process: rRNA processing. Gene Ontology annotation, molecular function: 3'-5' exonuclease activity; nucleic acid binding. Lineage: Eukaryota; Metazoa; Arthropoda; Insecta; Blattodea; Kalotermitidae. Gene Ontology annotation, cellular component: nucleus. The record is from RefSeq and is a predicted model, not a curated record. The transcript has a single exon.
UGGAAAUGGCAGGUUUCGUGUGUAAUGUUUGUUGUGGGUAUGUUAAUUUGUUGUAUUAGUAGGUAAUAAUGCCUAAUGGAAACGGACACUUGCGCAAAUGUGAUAAGAAGCAGCAGCAGUCCAAGAAACAAGAUGUUGGAAGUAAAAUAAAGAGAGCUAGGAGUGUAAAAGAAAAUGAGGGAAAUGAUUUUGCAAGUAUCGUCAGCAAAGACGGUAUAAACGAGCAGCAGCCCGUUGAUUCAGUUCAAACAGGCACACGCAAGCAGUCCAAGAAACAAGUUGUAGUUGGGGGUAAAGUGAAGAGAGCUAAGAGUGUGAAAGAAAACGAGGGAAAUAAUUUUGCAAGUAUCGUCAGCAAAGAUGGCAUUUCAAGCAACUGGGAGACUUUCAAGCAGCAUCUUUUACAUUUGGAGAAAGACGGUGCCCCAAGAACGGAAAAUAAAAACACUUAUCAUGGAUUUCGUCAAAAAAUAUCGCCGGAAAAUACUAACGAAACAUCUACCUGUUCAGCUCCUAGACGUAUGAGAAGGGCGAUAACGGGUUCGAGUAAGGAAAAAACUAAAGUUAUUGCUAUAGACUGUGAAAUGGUAGGCAUUGAUACCGGAAAGGACAAUAUGCUGGCAAGGGUGUCAUUAGUAAAUAAACACGGAAAUUGUAUAUAUGAUAAGUAUGUGUUGCCAUCAGAGCCAGUUGUGGAUUAUAGAACACCAGUUAGUGGUGUUCGACCAAAGGAUUUGCAUAAUGGAGAAAGCUUUGAGACUGUUCAGAAAGAAGUAGCAGAAAUAAUGCAAGGUCGAAUUUUGGUUGGUCAUGCAUUAAGAAAUGACCUUAAAGUUUUGUUCCUUAGUCAUCCAAGAAGAGCAAUUCGGGACACUUCUAAAUAUAAACCCUUCCAUAAGUUCAGCAAUGGUCGCACACCAAGUCUGCGGAAACUAGCGGAAGCAGUGCUGGGUGUUAAAAUACAGCAAGGUGAACAUGAUUCAGUAGUAGAUGCAAGAACAGCAAUGAAGUUAUAUUUGAUGUAUAGAAAAGAGUGGGAGAAAUCCCUUCAUUCCAAAUCCAACCCAGUAAGAAUUAAGUAAUUGUAUUUGCAAAUAGGUAUAAUGAAGUGUGCUUUUAAUAGUCAAGCAUAGGAAUGGUACCUUCUUUGCUUUAUACACUAUUGUAACACAGUCUUAUGUUAAAUAUUUUGAUAAUUUUCAGACUGCAUAUCUCUGCAUACACCCAUUUCACACCUCCCUCAGUGACUUGGCAUCUGCUAUUUUUAUGAUGCACAAUUUAGAGCAGUUGUCAGUAGUCAGCUCUUUUCUUUAGUUUACAUUUGUUUCCUCUUGUUGGAAUUCAUUCUUAUGACAUGGAUUGUUUGUUUAGCCAUAGAAACUUCAAAACUGUAUGAAGAUUAGUCUUCUAAAACAAGUAAAUUUCUGAAUAAUA